Acipenser ruthenus (sterlet) is the source of this 3949-nucleotide messenger RNA. Its product is annotated as serine/threonine-protein kinase N2-like. Gene Ontology annotation, molecular function: protein serine/threonine kinase activity; ATP binding; small GTPase binding. The transcript has 22 exons. NCBI's taxonomy places the organism in Eukaryota, Metazoa, Chordata, Actinopteri, Acipenseriformes, Acipenseridae. The record is from RefSeq and is a predicted model, not a curated record. Gene Ontology annotation, biological process: peptidyl-serine phosphorylation; intracellular signal transduction. Bases 258 to 3089 code for a protein of 943 amino acids.
GAUCGCACCUCAAGCCAAUCGAAUUACGGGAAGGGUGGCGACGCGAGAGAUUCAAACUUCCAGGAGAAGUUCGUCCCCUUUUCCGAGUUUAUCCAGGGGUGGUGGCAGAAAAUAACUUAGCGUUAACGUGAACUAUUAAACACUUUAGAAGCAGUUUUUAAUCUAUAUAUAGAUAUCUAUAUAUUUAACACAGAGAGCAGUUGGGAGAUGUAGUUUGAGUCUGAGUAUAUCUGACAGGAAUACAACAACAAACUAUCAUGGCGGGGGAGAGGCUGCAGAGCGGCUUCCCGUUGAGCCUGACGGAGGCCGACAUCCUGGACCCGGCGUUCCAGCAGCGGCUGGAGGACGCGCGGGAGCACAUCCGGAGGCAGAUCCAGAGGGAGCUGAAGAUCAAGGAGGGGGCAGAAAACCUGCGCAAGGCGGUGAGCGACAAGAAGAACCUGGCCCACGUGGAGGGGGUGCUCAGGGCCUCCAACCACAAGCUGGAGCAGCUGCACUGGGAGAUGCAGGAUCUGAACGCCCGGGCUGUUGCCAGGGAGAAAGAGAACAGCAGGCCAGCAGGUGACGCCGUGCCCCCUGACCCCUGCCACUGGGAAGAAAGCACCAGCGCUCUGGGCAGCCGCAUCUCCGUCCUGAAGAAGCAGCUGAAAAUCGAGAUGAAGGUCAAGCAGGGAGCCGAGAACAUGAUUCAGAUGUACUCCAACGGAGCGUCCAAGGAUCGGAAGAUGCUGUCGACGGCCCAGCAGAUGCUUCAGGACAGCAGGACGAAGAUGGAGCUGAUCCGUAUGCAGAUCAUCAAACUGGGCCAGUCUGCAGGGGGGGGCAAGCAGAGCGUGGAGCCAGACGGGAAUGGAGGCGCCACGGUCAGCUCGUUGGAGCUGCGGGUGGAGGAGCUUCGGCACCACCUCCAGAUCGAGGCGGCCGUAGCAGAGGGAGCCAAGAAUGUGGUGAAGCUGCUGGGGGGCAGGAGGGGGCAGGACCGGCGGGCGCUGGCUGAGGCCCAGGCUCGCUUGCAGGAGUCCUCUCAGAAGAUGGAUCUGUUGCGGCUGUCUCUGGAGCGCAGGCUGAGUGAGCUCCCCCAGGACCACUCCAAACGGGACCUCAUCAAGGCAGAGCUCACCCUGGGCAGCUCCCCCUCCCCUGCCGUCCCGGGCAGCCGCCUCCAGCCCUGCUCCUCCUUCCUCAAACCUGCUUCUCUCACAGGCAAGUUGGAGGUCAGACUUAUGGGUUGCCAGGACCUGUUGGAGACUGUGCCAGGCCGUUGUCGGGUAACCAGCCUUUCCUUGACGUCCGGCAGCCCCGGUGAUGCCAAGUCGUCUCUGAAGGCUCGGAUCGGGCGCAGCGGCAGUGGCCGCCACCUCAAGACGGACGAGCUGAGCGUGGAGAUCAGCGCUGUGCUGAAACUUGAUAAUAAAACGGUGGGACACACGCAGUGGAAGUCAGUCAGUAACCAGGCGUGGGACCAGAGCUUCUCCAUCGAGCUGAAUAGGUCUCGGGAGCUGGAGAUCGGGGUGUACUGGCGGGACUGGAGGGAGCUGUGCGCCGUCAGCUUCCUGCGGCUGGAGGAUUUCCUGGACAACCAGCGGCACGGCAUGUGCCUCUACCUGGAGCCUCAGGGGAUGCUCUUCACAGAGGUGACGUUUAUCAACCCUGUCAUCGAGCGGAACCUGAAACUGCAGAGGCAGAAACGCAUUUUCCCCAAAGAGAAAGGGAAGGACUUCCUGCGUGCAGCUCAGAUGAACAUUGACAUAGCUACCUGGGGGCGGCUCAUGCGGAGCGUGCUGCCCCCCUGCAGCGCCAUGACAACGCUGAGCCCGCCCCUGCACGGCUGCUCCCCCCCGGAGUUCAUAUCCCAGAGCCAGCCCAACACCUCCACUCCGUUACCUGGGGACACCCCUGCAGUCAAACUGACAUUCAGCGAUGAUCGCCCCCCCAAACCCCCACGCCUUCACCUUGAGCCGCCCCCCACAGAAGCUUCCCUCUCCCCGAGUGCAAAGAGGAGCCACAUGGUGGAGAUGACCAGCGAUGACAUCGACAUCAAAGCACAGCGACCGUGCCCUCCCGCUCCGAAGAAAGAAGGCAUGCAGAUAGAAGAUUUCCACUGUGUCUCCGUGCUCGGAAGAGGGCAUUUCGGAAAGGUGUUUCUUGCAGAGUACAUACAAACAGGGAAGCUGUACGCCAUUAAAGCCUUGAAGAAAGGAGACAUCGUGACCAGAGAUGAAGUAGACAGCUUGAUGAGUGAGAAGCGUAUUUUACAGACUGCCAACUCCUCUCGCCACCCUUUCCUGGUGAACCUGUUUGCCUCCUUCCAGACCCCCGAUCACGUCUGCUUCGUCAUGGAGUACUCGCCCGGGGGGGACCUGAUGAUGCACAUCCACGCCAACGUCUUCUCUGAGACACGGGCACGGUUCUACGCUGCGUGUGUGGUGUUGGGUUUGCAGUUUCUGCACACAAACAAGAUUGUUUACAGAGAUCUGAAACUGGAUAACCUGCUGAUGGAUGUGGAUGGCUUUGUGAAAAUUGCAGAUUUUGGACUGUGUAAAGAAGGAAUGGGCCACGGGGACCGGACGAGCACGUUCUGUGGCACCCCAGAGUUCCUGGCUCCAGAAGUUCUGACAGACAACACCUACACCCGCGCCGUGGACUGGUGGGGACUGGGGGUCCUCAUCUAUGAGAUGCUGGUGGGAGAGUCUCCGUUCCCAGGGGAUGAUGAAGAGGAGGUGUUUGACAGCAUUGUGAACGAUGAAGUCCGUUACCCAAGAUUCCUGUCCCCAGAAUCCAUCUCCGUCAUACAGAAGCUACUUCGUAAGAAUCCGGAAAAGCGCCUCGGAGCAGGAGAACAAGAUGCAGAGGAAGUGAAAAAGCAGAAAUUCUUUCAGGAGACUGACUGGGAGGCUCUCCUAGCUAAGAAAGUGAAGCCUCCCUUUGUCCCGUCGAUAAAGGACCCCACCGACGUCAGCAACUUUGACGAGGAGUUCACAACCCUGCCCCCCGUCCUGACCCCCCCUCGCCUGUCCUACCCGCUCACUGCGGAGCAGCAGACGCAGUUCAAGGACUUUGACUUUGUGUCGUCACACAGGGAGGUGUGAGUCAGUGGCAGGACGUGGGAUUGAACUGCAGUGUUGAUGUACAGUUCAGGGUGUUCUUUCAACCACGGCCUGAUCAUCCUUUUCAAUCUCUGUGGUUUCCAGUUUACCUAAACGGGACUUUAAAACAAACGUAAAUAUAAAAAACAAAUGAAGGGGGCCUGACUGAAGCAAGAACUGCUGAGCGUUGCCCUGUUUUAUGAAGACAGCUCUAUAUUAUUACUCUUUAUUGGUAGUUUAGAUUUUGUAUUUACUCUUUAUCCAAGGUUGGCUUUAGUCUAUACUCUACAUCAAGGAAGACCAUUUUCUGUUUAAUGAAGUGCCUGGGUUGAGCCAUUUUAAAAUCUGAGAUGUGUGUUUAAAAACUAAAUUGAUAAUAGUGAUGAACGGUCCUGGCCGAUGUAACGUUAACCCUCAGAUGCAUUUUCACAACAUGUUUAAGGUGAUGCCAGCAUUAAAAUGCAGGCUCCCCCUAGGGAUGCAACUACUGUGAGCCUUCUAUAUCUUUUUAAACAAUGAAGCAAGUUCUGAGAACUGCCAAAGCCACUGUGGCAAAGUAUUGAAUCCACUGGGAAAUGACUUGAAACACUCGUUUCUUGUAUGUAUGUUGAAAUGUGUAUCUAUUAUGAAUGUGUGUGAUUUACUACUGAAGUCAUCUAGUCUGUGAACAGCAAGAAGCAUAGCACUACCUAACAUUUUUUUUGGUAAGAUUAUUUUAUUGUGUCUUAUUAUACGGGGGGGGGGGGGGGGGAAUAAUCGUUGGCGCUGAAGUUGGUGUUGAAAUUGUGUUUUGGAAUCCAGUUAUUGCAUUUCUGAAUGUACAUUGACCGAAUGCACAUUAAAAAAGACUGCUUAUAACUAAA